AUGGCCGUGCCCCCUCUGAGGCUGUGGCCCUUCCUCCUGGCCUGCUGGACACUCCCUCCAGGCCUCGCCGCGGACUCCGUGACUCUGCUGAGGGGCGGGAACCACUGCGAGGGCCUGGUGAGCGUGCAGCGCGGCGGGCAGCAGGGCAUGGUGUGCGGGGACGGCUGGGGCCUGGACGAGGCGGCCGUCGUCUGCCGGCAGCUGGGCUGCGGCCGCGGCCGGUUCGCGCCCACGUACGUGCUGUGGCCGGCGGAGCGGCAGCGGGCCCUGCUGCAGGCCGCGCGGUGCCAGGGCCACGAGGCCUCGCUCUGGAACUGCUCGCUGGGGCCGUGGGGGCCCGUGCGGGGCUGCGCGUGCGAGUGCCUCAGCGCCGUGCACUGCUCAGGUGGGUCACUGGCGAAACUGGUGCUGAGCGGAGGAGGCAGCCCCUGUGCGGGGACCCCAGAGGUCCGAUUUACGGAAGGCUUUGCCAUACAGUGUGGCUUGCAUGCAGAGGAGGCCAGUAUCUUCUGCAGGAAUCUUGAGUGCGGCCCGGCACUCCAGGCGUCCAGACCCCUCAUCGGGGGUCCUGGGGACGAGGGUCCAAAGGUUGUGAACUGUCAGGGAACGGAGUCCAGCAUCUUCAACUGCAUGUUCAACUUGAACUUUUGGGAGCAGUGCAGGCGUGACACAGACGCCCAGGUGGUGUGUUCAGAACACAUCGAGGCCCGGCUGGCGGGCGGCGAGCACCCCUGUGCUGGACGUCUGGAGGUGAAGCGCGGCCUGAUCUGGGGCACCGUCUGCGACGCUGACCUGGACCAGGCCAUGGCCCACGUGGUGUGCCGGGAGCUGCAGUGUGGCUCAGCUGUAUCCAUGCCUGGGAGCGCCCACUUCGGCCCGGGCUCCGGGGUCGUGUGGACGGAGGCCUUCCACUGUGCGGGCAACGAAUCCCUGCUGUUCCACUGCCCUCGGGGGCCUGGGCACCAGUGUGGGCACAGCCAGGACGCUGAGCUCAUGUGCUCAGGGGAAAGGUUCCGGCUGGUCAACGGCAGCAGCAGCUGUGAGGGACGAGUGGAGCUCCAGGUUCAGGGGGCCUGGGCGCCCGUCUGUGCUGCACACUGGGACUUAGCAGAUGCCACCGUCCUCUGCCACCAGCUCAACUGUGGCAGUGCAAUGGCCACACCUCGAGGAGGCCAUUUUGGGGACGGGGAUGCUCCCAUCUGGCCCGACGUUUUUCACUGUGUGGGGACGGAGCCCUAUUUGUGGAGUUGCCCAGUGAGCACCCUGGGGGCCCCCGCCUGUGCCCCAGGAAACGUGGCCACCGUGGUCUGCUCAGGUCUCUCCCAUGCCCUGCGGCUGAGGGAUGGACAGAGCCACUGCGAUGGCCGUGUGGAGGUGUCCCUUGACGGCGUGUGGGGCCGCGUCCUAGACGACGCGUGGAACCUGCAUGGCGCCAUGGUCGUGUGUGGGCAACUGGGGUGUGGAGGGGCCCAGCGAGCCUAUGACGCGCCUGCGCCCAGGCGCGGGGCGGUCGGGGUGGGGCUGAGCCGAGCGCACUGCCUGGGCACCGAGACCCUCCUGACCCAGUGCAACGUGUCCGAAUCCCUGCUGGUGCGCGCGGGGGCCUCGCGGGACGUGGGCGUCGUGUGCUCUGGGAGCCACCGGGUUCGGCUGGCCGCGGGUCCCGGCCGCUGUGCCGGGCGCGUGGAGGUUUUCCACUUUGGCGUGUGGGGCACCGUGUGUGACGACGGCUGGGACCUGCAGGACGCACACGUCGUCUGCGAGCAGCUGGGCUGUGGCCGCGCCCUCAGUGCCCUGGGCGCCGCGCACUUCGGAGCCGGGUCCGGACGCAUCUGGAUGGACGAGCUGGGCUGCGGCGGCAACGAGUCUGCGCUGUGGCAGUGUCCGUCGGGGGGCUGGGGCCAGCACGACUGUGGGCACAAGGAGGACGCUGGCGUCUUCUGCUCAGGGUUCACAGAUCUGAGGCUUCAGGACAGCAGCCAGCCCUGCGCUGGGCGGCUGGAAGUUUUCUACAAUGGUACCUGGGGUGGCAUCUGCCAGACCCUGAGUCCCGCCUCCCUGGAAGUCCUGUGUGGGCAGUUGGGCUGUGAGCACCACGGACAGUUGCAGGCUGGGGCUGUGUCGCGGAGGGCCCCUGGGGUCCUCUGGGUGUCUUCCAUUAAGUGUCGGAACAAGCAUGAGACGUCCCUGUGGCAGUGCCCGUCAGACCCCUGGGACCAGCACUCCUGCUCCAGCCAGGAGGGAGCCUGGGUUGUGUGUGCAGAAAAGGCGGGACCAGCUCCUCAGGACCCUGGGGAGACCCUCAAGUGCUCAACCACUCAGACCUGCCCAGAGGAGGGCGCCGUGCGCGUGCGCGGGGGCGAGGACCGCUGCUCCGGCCGCGUGGAGCUCUGGCACGCUGGCUCCUGGGGCACCGUGUGCGACGAUUCCUGGGACCUGGCAGACGCGGAGGUCGUGUGCCGCCAGCUGGGCUGUGGCCAGGCCGUGGGCGCCCCGGCUGGGGCUGCUUUUGGUCCCGGCUCGGGUCCCGUGUGGCUGGACGAAGUGGCAUGUCGGGGCAGCGAGGCGUCCCUGUGGAGCUGCCCGGCGGAGCCGUGGGGACGCGCAGACUGCGGGCACAAGGAGGACGCGGGCGUGCGCUGCUCCCAGCCUGGUCCCCGCCCCCUGCCGGCCCCGGAGCCCUGCCUGAAGCUCAGGGUGGUCAUCACAGUCCUGGGGACACUUCUCGGUCUUCUCCUCCUGGGCCUCCUGGGCCUCCUGGUCCUGCGACGAAUGGCACAAGCCAAGCAGAGAGGACUGGGGAGCUCCAAGGUGUCUCGUGAAGAACCCAUGUAUGAUGUCAUCGGGGAGCUGCCUCUAGCGGCGCUGUACGAGGAGAUUGGAGAGGCUGAGGGUGAGCCCCAGGGUGCGGAGGACCAGGGUGUGGCCAGGUGCAAUGGCAGCGCUCGCCCUCGGGCUCCGCUCCGCGGCUCCGCGAAUGACCGGAAGGCGAACACGUCUCGGGCAUCGUCGCGGUUUCGGGGCGCGUCCUCCCAGGCGCGGCUGCGUGUUCGCCCGCAGACCGCCCCCCCCGUCACCUGUUUUCCAGGCCGGCCCUUCGACCCCACCUUCCUCAUCAGCGGCGCCCCCUGCAACAUCAUCGCCAGCAUCCUGUUCGGCCGGCGCUUCGGCUACGGCGACGAGUCGGGCCUGCGGCUGCGGCGGAUGGUGCACGAGAACUUCUACCUGCUGGGCACCCGCUGGCUGCAGAUUUAUAAUGUUUUUUCAACCUAUCUAUACUACCUGCCUGGAACCCAUAGAAAAGUAAUGANCCCAGCUCCAGGCUGA
Hipposideros armiger (great roundleaf bat) is the source of this 3327-nucleotide messenger RNA. It is a transcript of the gene SCART1, whose product is annotated as scavenger receptor family member expressed on T cells 1. Gene Ontology annotation, cellular component: plasma membrane. The record is from RefSeq and is a predicted model, not a curated record. Lineage: Eukaryota; Metazoa; Chordata; Mammalia; Chiroptera; Hipposideridae. Gene Ontology annotation, biological process: zymogen activation. Bases 1 to 3327 code for a protein of 1108 amino acids. The transcript has 14 exons. Gene Ontology annotation, molecular function: iron ion binding; monooxygenase activity; serine-type endopeptidase activity.